CUGCUCGGGUAUUCGGCUGUUCGGCUAGCAAAUUUGGCUGACAACCAAAUUUCGUCGACUCCAGUUUCUUCAAUGAACGAGGUAACGGUACAUGACUGGCGGACUAGGGUUUCUACCAGCUGUCUGCGAAUUCGAGAUGCAAGACCAUCCGAUAACAUUAUGCCGAUAUCAGUCCACACCCUUAUUCUGUGUCGCUGACCGCCAAGUGAAGAGACAUUGCAAAACAUCAUAAGAUUUCGUUUGAUUGCUGAAUCACUUCAUCGAUAAUACGCCCCCUGUUACUGAAAAUGUCAGAACUAUGGCUUAAACAUCGUGAAAGGCUGGCAGGUGGAUGGAAAUGUGUGUCUUAUGGAGUGUAUGAUAGAGAAGGCCCAAAUGCCAAGCUGCUUUUCAAACCUCAUGGGGACAAUCCAUUGGGUCGAAGUUAUCUCAGUCGCAAUGGAUACCUGGCCGCACAUCUCGCGGAGCCUGAACGGAUCAAGCAGUUCUCCAUGGAUUCAAAGAUACUUUGGGCCAAACGGAGUGACGCAGAAAUUGCCAAUGUCGCUCGCGGCCUGAGCAUGUACUGCGGAUAUAUGGAACUGUCCGAGGACGACAAGGGUCUGUCAUGGAGAACCAAGGUCGAAGUCGCCAGUGACCCAACCCGGGUGGGAGGCUACCAAACCCGGAGAGUGCAGCACGUGGAAGAGAAUGGCAAGUAUUUCAAGAUUUUGCGGCCAGUCGACCCGAUCGUGCUCGAGGAUGGAUCCCAAGGGUGGACGGUCCUCAAAUGGGAGCGAGUGGAAGCUCCGUCGUGAUCGUCAUCUCCAUAGCACCUCUUGUAAAACCAUCAGAAUGCUCUACGACGCUUCCACUGCCGGUAAACCACAGCAACGGUAGACAGAUUCAGCUCGCCGGCUUACGUGGUACCGGUCGAUAUCUU
Exophiala viscosa is the source of this 922-nucleotide messenger RNA. RefSeq names its product Lipocalin-like domain-containing protein. The record is from RefSeq and is a predicted model, not a curated record. The transcript has 2 exons. Bases 288 to 797 code for a protein of 169 amino acids. NCBI's taxonomy places the organism in Eukaryota, Fungi, Ascomycota, Eurotiomycetes, Chaetothyriales, Herpotrichiellaceae.